AUGGAUCGCAAUACCACUCCCCGAAAAAAGCGAAAUAUGUCUAUUUCGAAUCCACGUCAACGAAGUAUUUCACAAUAUUUUACUCCUAGAAGUGGUAUCAGUAAAGAAGACGUGAACUUCCUCGUUAAACCAACUGCAAAUCUCUCUACGCCCGGUAUUGCAACCUCUGGUUCUGUUUUGAACGGACAGCGCGGAUUCACGGAUCAAGUGACACUUUCACCCACACUUGGAUUCACUUCAGCCGCUAACAUUUAUUUGCAAACUGGAAAAUGGAGCUCAGGAACUCAAAAGCACUCAAUUGCAUCUGUGGAGCGCAAUUUAGCGAGUGUUACUAGCCAACCGGAGGAUUUCCAAGUUCCUUGUAAUUCCAGCUCAAAAACUUGUUCCUCUGAAGGAAAACAAUCGCUCAUUGACGGAUAUACACGUGUUCCUGACUUUGUGGCUUCAUCUUCGUUCUCUUCGCCAUCUUCCAGUUCUUGUUUAAAUACGCUUACAUCCAGUUUAUCAUCGUCGAGUCCGUCGGCGCGAAACAUGAAACGCGCUCCUCGAUCAACCAGAACGCAAAAGAACUUGAAGGGAAAAUCUGGAAAAAAUCAGAGGAGUGCCUUGAAUACCAUCUUCAUCAAAAGCGAUGAUGAAGGUUCUUCAAAUGACAGUGACUGCUGUUUAACAAUGAACGUUGUUCAUGGAAGAAAAGCUAAGCAUGAUUCUGAUGUGAGAGGAAACUCUACAUAUAGUACAUCACAAGCUUACUGGAAUGAUUCCUGCAUUCAAAGUAGUCAAGUGAGCCUGGAAAGUGCAGUCAGCAAAAGAGGAUGCAAUAAAAAUAAUUCUAUAUCUUCUCAAUCUACUAAGCAAGCCAAAACAAAAUCAUCAUCAAGUUCAACAUUUGGUCUUUUUGGUGGUGACAUUAUUGAUUCUGAUGAGGAAGACGAUUCGCAAGAUUUCAAUCAAUGUAGUACUGAUUUAACUCAUUUGCCUGUGGAGAUUAUGGAGAACAUUUUGUGUCAAUUGCCUAUAGUGGAUUUGAUGUUGAAUUGUGCCUUAGUGUGCCGUCAGUGGUACAACAUAAUAUCAAAGGAUUCUGUAAGUUCAGUAAAUAUAUACUUUUUUCAACAGAAUACAGCAAAUAUUAUUUUGUCCUUAAAACAUCUUAACCCUUUAACUCCCAGAAGUGAUUAACAUAAAACUUCUCCCUACAAUAUCCACACAUUCUUCAGCAAACAGGUAAUGAGAAUAUUCAAACUUAUCAGGUAGAAGCUGCUAUCUUGAUCUAACACCAAGUUCUCAUAACUAAUUUACAAGGAAAUGUUUAGCAGCUAGAUGGGAGAAUUAAUAAUCAGAUCUUGGGAGUUAAAGGGUUAAACCCUUUUACAGACUGUAUCUUGUAACUUAGGAUAGUAAUUGUAGUCUUAAUACAACUGAUUUUGUUUUUUCUUGUUUUAUACAUUAAUUUUUCUUUCACAUACUGAUUUGUAUUUUAGUUCAUUCCUUGGAAGAAGAAAUAUUUUCUUCUAAAGAAAAAGGACAAUUCAUCUGAAGAUUUUAUGAUUGAACUACUGGAGAGAAAAGGACUACUAGAGGUGGAUUUGUUUCCACUGAAUCUCUCAAGGUAUAUGUAAUAAUUUUCUAUUGUACACAUUUCUAAUGGUUAUGUAUACUGUACCAUGUACGUACAUAUAGCAACUAUAUGACAACAGAGCUGCUUGGGAUGCAACAAGCCAACAAUUGUGUGAGAGUUUAAUGGUUGUAUAUUAAUUUAGUACAUCUAAUCAUGACAACCCUUUUGAUGGCCUCAAUCCAGGCACUGUUGUUUUGUUGAUCACAGGAAAAAAAACAGUUAUCUUUUAAAUGCUAACCCCAUGGUGGACAGAGCAUGAGAGUAGGAACUUUGAAAUAUGAAGCAACUAAAACAGAAUGAUUUUAUUAACAUAUUAACCCAUUAGCCCUUAAGAGCGACUAGCAACUAAUUUCUCCUCGGUAUAUCUCCCUGAAUCACAGAUUAAGGUCAUGAGAAUGAAGGAAAUGAUGCCCCAAAAAAAGAAGCUUUUGAUUAGUAAACAAAUUCUCCUUGUCAGCACCUUAAGAAAUGUACAAAGAACAGUAUGGAGAAUAUGCAUGAUGACAUUAGGGUGGAAAAGGUUAACCAUAUUAGUUCUAUUAACAAUGAAAAAGUUUUUAUUAUUUUGUAGUUUUAUGAAAGAUUUUAAAAGAAAAGGGAGCUUGUCUUUGAUAGAAGAGUUGAAGACACAUUCCAAGUUCCCAUUGAUAGGGACAUUCUUGGAAACUCUGACUGGCAGCUCAAAAGAGGUACAAUAUCACAUGAUUUUUGUUAGGUGCUUAUAUAGUUAGUUCAGAUGUGUCAAUACUAUCUCUUUUCCAGAGGGAUGUGCAAAUGCUGAGAAGUAUGGAGUAGUAGUGCUUUCAUGGCUUUUCAAGUGUUCUGUCAAAUAUGUUGACCAAACUCUACUUUUAUCUUGCGAAACAUUGGCAAGAUCAAAAGUCUUAUAGCACUGAAUAACAAAGACACAUAAAUCAUGCAUGUAUUUCAUCAGUCAUGCAUGAAAAUCAUAUAUGCACAUCUGACGACUCUGCAUCUGAGUGUGUAAAAUGCUUCUGCGCAGUUAACAUAUAUCUGAGUGGUACUGGAACUUGUAAUGUAAUCUUUACAAAAUCAGAUUUAAAGGAUUUCAAAAUUGCAACCGUUAACUACUAUUACUAUAAUGAUUAUCCAAUGAAGAUAAUUCUAAUUUUCUUGAUCUCCCAGAAGACAAUUGUGUACCAAGUGUUCUCCUUUUAAGGCCUUCAUUUACUGCUUUUAGUACCUCUUAUUACUUAGUGCUGAAAUUGCUUUGAAUUCUUAAAAGUUCAACAGUUAAAGGGAUUCCUUUACCAGUUUGUAAAAAUAACAUGUGUCCAUGUAUGUUAAUCAUGUGUAUUCACCCAAUUUAAGCAUACACUCUCUUUGUCCAAGGUUCCUAGUCCUUGGUCUGUUGUAGCACUUCUGACACUGGUUUGCCAAACAGUUUAUGAAGUACAAGAAAUAAUCCGUUGUUUGACAAGGUCCACUUCCUGUCUGGUACAUGACAUUCUGGAAUGUCUUUACUGUCUGGCAUCAAUCUUUUACUACCUGGAGUCACAAAACAGAGUUGGAAGUGGGUAUGUCUGCCAAUAGAUUGGGUUGCUUUAGAUUAGAUUCUAAUAUACAUUGCUACAAUAUACACCUACUUGUAUGUGCCUAAUGAUUAUUGCACUGUAAGUAAACAAGAAAUUUUUGCAUGUCAAAUAAUUCUUAGGAUGAAGUUAUGAAAUACAUUGAUAUUCUCUACACAGGGAUUUCGAUAACUUUUUCCAUAUGGUACUGCCAAUGGUAUAGAAGGUGACUGUACAGUAAGGCAAAAGCAAAUCACAAGAGCUUAACCCUUUAACUCCCUGAUCAAAUUUGUAAUUCUCAUUACUGUCAAUCAUACAAUUCUUGUAAUGUUAGUUCAGAGAAUUUAGUAUUGGAUCAAUUAACUAUCCCUAAAUUGAAAUUUUUCUUUCUUCUCAACACUUAUCUGGUUGAUAUUGUAUGGAUAUUGUAAGGAGAGGUCUCACAGGCAGUAGCUUUUAUUUAAACCAAGUUGUAAUGCCAAUUUAGCAAGAUCAACCUGUCAAAUGAUAAAUUUAAGUGAUGUUUGAAGUGUUCUUCCUGCCUUUCAUACUGCAUUUUGGUUUUUUUUUCUCUAAUCAGUCUUCACUACAGAGUGUUCUAUACACUGUAUUUGUAUGAGAAUGCAUUUCAAGCCACAUGUGCAUCUCUUGGUUCUGUGUUUGGUCAGAAUUCUACUGGACAGCAGUCAAUGAUGCGAUACAGGUAAUAUGGGGACUGAUUUUGGAAAUUGCAUUUCUAGAACUUUCAGAUUGAUCACUCAAUCUCAGCUAUCAGCUAAGAUAGAAAAUUACCCUACUAGAUACUGUAUUACAAAGCUGUUUUUCUUUUUCGCUGAUGUAAAAUGCCUGAUCAGAGAAGCAGAAGAGAUAUAAAACAAGUGGAUGUACUUGUCUUUACCACACUUGAAAAUCCUGGUGAACAAAGAGUGCAAAAUUUUUCUGAAGAUUUUUUUGCAGGAGAGUUUUCAGUGUCUAAAUUAACUGCAAUCUGUCAGCUGCCACCCUUUAUGAAUGUGAAAGAAAUCUGAGGAAUAAUUUCUUUCCCCAUAGGUCAUCCUUUGACAAGCUGCAGCUUACCCAUGAGCAAGUUCGCAUUAUCAAACAUGAUGUCGAAGUGGGAGAGAUCAUAAAAAUUGUAGCAUUUGCAGGUGAGAUGGUUUUUUUGUAGAUAUUUAAAUACCUGGCUCUGCAGUAGGUUAACUGGAAGUGAGUUUUCUGACUGGCAAUCUUAACGAGCAAUCUUAGUCCACAUUGCCUGGUAUGUUUGUGAUUGUCUAAACUGUAUACAAACAAAAUUAUGUUUAUUUAGGAUAUCAGAGAAUUCUCUGUCCACUAUAAAUAAUAUCUGGAUAAAAUUCCUGAACUUUCUUUCUUUAUGUGCAAAGAAUAUAAUUAUAAUGUAAUUUAUACUCAAUUGACCACUCCCCAAAUGGGGAUUUUCACCUGAUAAAUACAAACAAAUUAGGAAGAAAAGUUGUGAAAAAAACUUGAUGGGAGGCUGACCAGUUGGCUCUAUACAAAGUGCAGCCAAGGAGUUGAAUUUAGGACAAGCAAGAACAAAUCCAGUGAGAAGCAUGGUGGAGGGCUAAAACCUAACAUCACAGAAUCCAGCACAUUUCCUUAAACUCUUGGCCACACUGCUUUAAGCUCAAUUUAGCCCUUUUAUUUCUCACGACAUUGCUGCUACAAUUCUCAACGAAACCCUGAUGUAAUUUUUGUUUUCAAGGAACUGGUAAGACUACAACUCUUGUUGAGUACACCAAGAUGAGGCCCAUGGAACGAUUCCUUAAUGUGGCGUACAACAAGUGAGUGAACAUACUACAUGGGGUAAACUUUCCCUUGGAAUCUCUUGAGUUGUAAAAGUGAAAGAGAAAGGGACUUUGAAGAGUUAAUGAGCAGUCUUGAAACAGAGCUACUUUAAAUUUUGCAAACGCUUUUGCUCCAUUUGCACUCGCAGGCGUCUUGUUAGGGCAAGCUAACGUUAUAAGCUCACGAUCGUUUAUCCUAGCGGCCGUGUUUGAUUUGGAGUUAGAGUGGACGGUAAGGGUAGGGGACUGGGGAGGGCGAGAAGACAUUUUGAUUUCAGUAGUGUUUCUACAAGCUGCAGUCUGAAAUGACACUUUUACCUAGUGUCUUAGUACUCGUGAUCCAUUCAGCUUAUCAUAUUUAAAUUCCGUUUCUUUUUUUUUUGUUUUUUUUGUUUGUUUUUUGUUUUUGUUUUUGUUUGUCUUUAGGUCAAUUCAGGAACAUGCUGCUAAGAUGUUCCCUAGCAAUGUUGAGAACCGUACAAUCCACUCGCUUGCCUACAGGAAAGUGGGAUUUAGGUUAGAAGAACAGUAUUCUUGAUUUUAAUGCACUGCAAUUGACACGUGUUGAGAUGUAUUAGUACUACUGUAGUUAGUCAUUAGGCUUGAUCUUCCUCUUGAAUGUGGAUUACUGUUGUUGUUUUUUUUAAUUCUUUUUUUGCGGUCCAAAAGUUGCGGCUUUUUAUCGUGGUUGUUGUUGAUGUUCUUGUUGUUGUGUUUUUACGAAUUGAGAAAACUGGCAAAUUAUCUUGCCGAUGUGACUCCUAGCUUGAUUCCUUGUGAAUCCUGCACACGUAGGUGUAGUUUGUAUCGUAGUGGGCCAGACGAACUCGCUGAGAAAACAUCUUCUAGGGGGAGAAAAAGAGAACUGCCAAAAUUAUAUACAGGUGGAAGUUCAUGGUUGAUGCCCUAUGUUCCCCAGCAGGUUCAGAGAUGGCCUGAUCUAAAGUCUUCAUACCAACACAAGAGUACAAAAUUUGUAUCCACGCGUAGCCAUACAACAUCCUCUAAAGCAUUAAUUCAUUUAUUUAGAUACAGACACAAGCUUACGUAUCGUUUACGGAUCAGUACUAUCAUGAAUGCCCUUCCCUCCAAUUGCGGAUAUCUUCAUGCCCGACGCGUUGAAGAAACUCUUAAUAACUUCAUAGCAUCUGCUGACACCACCGUGAACCCCAAACAUGUACCAGCGGCUAAGAGAACCUUAGUGGAGGUUUCCUCUUCAGAAGGAAGCGAGAUUGUGGUAUCUAUCUUUGGUGAACACGGUACAGAUACAAGUUAUUUGAACAGCGACCAGUACAUUCAGGUAGGUUGAUUUGAUUUACAAGACGCAUAGGUAGAUUUAUUUUAAACUUACGUGACAUGUGCUUCGAGCGGUCAUUUAGCGAUAAACAGUCAAUGUGGUUUUUAAAACAGAAGCAAAGAAAUACACUGAAACUAGCAAUGACAAGGCUACUAUGAGCGACAUCUGGCGAGGGGAUCAUACGAACCUACGUGACAGUUAAGAUACAUAAAAUAAACAACAAACGAAUUUUAAACGAAGACAAUCUGCUUCGUAACUUUUGGCGCCAACGAGAUAUUUGGAUGGAAACGGGAGGAGUCAGGUGCUAGCGCUUUGGUAGGUUUACAACUGAAAAUUCUGUUGAAAACACGGGGUAUUGAGUCUAACAUGGUUAUGUUUGACUGCUUUUGUUAUAACUUAACCCCUAGCAGCGUGCAGCACCUUUGUUAUGUAUGAACAUAGUGUACGGCCGCGCCAACUUCUCAAAAUUCAAUUUAUAUGGUUUUCCACCACGGCAUUCUGUUUCCUAUUUUGUAUUUUGUCGUAACUUAAACGGGAGAUGGCAGGAGACAUGUCAAAAAUGUUGUGUCAGAUUAAAAAAAAUGUUGUGUCCUUUAUUGAGAUCAGUCGAGUUUUACGUUAAGUUUUCAUAGCGAAAGGGUUCAUGUAUCCGGAAAGGGCAAUAUUUGAAAGCCAAUUUCUAACAUCUAUAUGGAUUAUAUUCGAAAUUUAUUGUACUAGGCUGUUUUUGUUUUUUUGCUACUUAUGGAUACCCGUGGAUAAAGUAUAGUUGACAUGGUUGUCUGAAUUUCAUUUUAACUGUAGAAAGUUGUCUCACAUGCGCAUGGCUUAUGGGAGAGAAUGAAAGAUCAAGGAGAUAGAGAAUUCCCAAUCACUCAUGAUGGUAAGUGUGCAAUCUUUUUUAUAACUCUACGUCAGAAUACAGAACGCACCCGUGCAGUAAGUGGUUGCUAGAUCCCUAGCCCAGGCCUCUCGUCCAGCGUGCAAACCGUGAGGCCACCUUGAAUUACAGAAUGAUUUACACUAAUAAUUUUUUCCAGGCUACCUUAAGAUUUAUCAACUCAACCGGCCAGUUCUUGAUGGAUAUGACUGUCUCCUUGUUGAUGAAGCUCAGGACUGUACUCCUGGUGAGUAAAAGACUCUUUGCAUGCAUAAGAAUUCAUUGUAUCCAAUCAUCCUUGACGAUAAUUUUAAAUUGAUUUUCAACAGUAAUCCGGUAUUUUAUUGAAUUGCUUCAUUGCUCUCCAAACUUGAACCAUUACAUUAAAAGCCAUAGUUAUUUAAACUCGUCUGGACGAUAUGAAUUGGAUGCAUGUUAACACGUGUCGCAUGUUAUAUUGUAGCUGCCUCCGAUAUUCUUCUCAGUCAGUCUUGUGCAAAGAUUUUAGUGGGAGACCCCCAUCAGCAGAUAUAUGCGUUUCGCGGAGCAAGAAAUGCUCUUCAGGAGGUGAAAGGCACCCACACGUUUUACCUCACUCAGGUUAGUUGGUGACUCUGACAAUAACUGUAACGAUAGUGAUAGCUUCUGCUACUGCUACUACUACUACUACUACUACUACUAAUAAUAAUGAUAAUAACAAUAACAGUAAGAUGAUAAUGAUAAUAACAGUUAUUAAUAUUACUGGGAAGAAUAAAAGAAAUAGGAAAGGAAGGAAGAAAAAGACAGAGUUAAAGAAAGAAGGAAAGAAAGAAAGAAAAUAGCGUUGUUUUUACAAAUUAUCUCAUGUAACUAAAUGAAAUACAAAAGAAGAGAAAAAAAACGAAGAAACAAGAAAUUAAACAACGAAAUCAACGAAUAGAGAAAUAAAAAUGAAUAGUUCACUGAAUAAAUACACAUAACCUUUAGAUUCCUUAACAAAAACAAAAAACAAAAAACAAAAUAACAGUAGCAAUGGACACUAAAUGGGGGUGGGGGGGGGUGGAGACAUUUCCGUUUGGUUGGAGUAGUUGUUGUUGUUGUUGUUGUUGUUGUUUUUGUUGUUUUUGUCACGACAUGAUGGUUAUACAAUAUAGAAGCAUGGAAUUCGCUUCAACGCACAUUUCUAUGUUUCUUAACUGUAACAGAGCGUGUGAAAUCUUCUUACAUUUGAGUUCUGUUGGUUUACAGUCAUUCAGAUUUGGUCCGGAGAUAGCUCAUGUUGCGUCUUGUGUUUUGGACGUGUUGAAAGGUGUGCGGAACAAGACUUUGGUUGGAGGAGCUAAGAAAGGUAGAUACUACGUCUGAAAUUUAUUUAAAUUGCAAGGGUUAUUUGUAAGAUCAAUACUCCCACUGAACCAAUUCGUUGCCGUAAAUAUCACUCAUUGAUAUAAAUCUGGGUUUUAGCAUUAAGUUGGUGUCGCUUUACUGCCUUCUUCCAUUGCUCUCAAAAACUUCCGCCGUCACCUCAAUCGGUCUGAUGCAGAACCAAAACUAGUUUUGACAUGGUUCCUCUCAUUCUCCCGCGCUCAAGGCAGUCGACUUGUUUUUGCUUUGUUUUCCCACUGGCCCCUGGUGAUAUUUUACUUCAUUCUGUUUGUCCAUCGCGACUAAUCUGGUUUUGAUUUCACGACACAUAGUUGUAAGGCGUCCGGCAUAAGCUAGUUGAGAAGGCUGCGUUACUAGAAUAGGAAAAACCUUUCAUUGUUUAUGACUGUUGGGGUUUUGAUCAGCACAAUGGAUCGUUAUGUUAUGUAUUGUUCAUUUUGUAGGCUCAGUGUUUGGUGAACAAUCCGGUCAGCUGUGCGUGAUUACACGCUGUAACUAUACUCUGUUCAACGAGGCUGUUAAUGUGUGCUGUGCGAAUAACGACAAAAGAGUUGGUUUUGUUGGGGUGAGGCGUGAUUGAAAUUUUUUUUUUUUUUUCAUAAGUUCGUGUAUCAUCUGACCCGCGCGGCUCACCGUUUAAGGGGCGUGCGCGGUAGCACGAGCUGUGUUAAAAAGUUAUGCGUACGGCCCUGUGAGAUGCAAAACCGCGAGAAGAACGGAAGAAACAGUCAGAGCGGCAGGUGCAUGAUAAAAUGAUUAUCGACUGGGCUAAGUCUUGUCGGACAGGGAAAAUGCAUCAGUACUGUUGGAAGGAUUCUUUUUCGGUCACUCUUGGGACCAUGCCCUGGGUCAUGUCUAGAGCAUACAAUUCUUGCUGAGAACGAAAUACAGGAAAAUAAUCAUGCUUACAUGAAGUACCACACAAACCGGCACAUGCGAGAACAUUCGUCCACAUCUCACAUCAAACUGUAAUCUUAAACGAGUACUUAAGAUACAUUUUGCUUACAAACAUCAUUCUGUUCCUUCUCUCUCUUUUCAGGGUCUUAAAAGCCUCGCGCUUGAUCGAGUGUUGGACAUCCACAAACUGUUUACUGCUGAUACAAACAAACGUAAGUGACAUUAAACACGAUAGGGAUUGUCAGUGAUCGAUGCGUGUAUGGCGGACAUACUUCACCAGCUUUAAAGUGGAGUUUGGUACAAAAAAUACCAAAAACACUCGAGUAUUGUCGGCUAGAAGAUGAUAGGACCUAUAAACGAGGGUUAGAUCAUUGUUUGUGGUAAUUUUGCAUAUGUGUGUGCUCUGAUUGGUCAUUAGGCCAUUUCCGAUUUACCUUUGCCUCUUUUUCAAAACGAGGCGUGGUGCUUAACCAUUCGUACGAAAAUGAGUUUAAUUUGCAUGUGAAUGAAAAGUUAUGAUCAUAGGAAAGGAUGAGCAUCAGGACUCGCUUUGAAAAUGAGGCCAAAGUUAAUUCGGAAAUAGCCUAUUAUCGGGUCUUUUCUUGGGGAAUCAUCCCGGGCGACUUGAAUGCAACAAAUAAUUAGUUAUUUUCAAAAUGAUUCCAAGCUAUUUCUCGAAUUUCUGAAGAAAAAGAAGCCAAAAACAAACGAAAUAAAAUGCGGUUGCUCUGAUAACCACUCAUGUAAUGAUACUGAAAAACAAAUUUAUUCUCCGCGAGGUCGAUGAUUGUCCAAUGAUCGCUUCAACUUUUACGCUAAGAUUGGCCGUCAUAUCAUGUCGCCGGCAACAAAUAACUGUGAUAAUGUCAUCUAGUCAACGCUUCUUUUAUUACCAGUGUUUUCUCCAGGGGUAAGCAGUGUAUCGUUUAGUUAUGAGCAUAUAUGCACUUUGAAACAGUUCGCAGAUCGAUGAAAAUUAAAGAAAAAAAUGACAUGGCUUGGAGCAUAAAUUGUUUCUUUUUCUUGUAGCGCACUCAGGAAUCAAGGACGCUUUAAUCAAGAAAUUCCGUUCAUUUUCUGAAUUGAAGAAGUAUGCGAAAUGUGCUCCUGACCCAGAACUGCUUGGCAAGAUUAAGGUUUGUACCACGCCUUAUAUACUUAAAAGGUUACUCGAUAUCUUACAGGAUCCUCAGCUUAGUCAGACAGUGAGAUACGUUAUGUCACGAGAAACCACAACAACUUUUGACGCGGACACUUUUUGACCGCGUCAUCAGUUUUGCUUUACUUCGCUCUGUGAUUGGUCCAAAAAACGCGCGCCACUCUCAACCAAUCAGAUACAAAACUAAAAAUAAAUGCAACUCAGUCGCGCACGUUUGUCCAGCGUCUUAGGCAAUGUGCUUUCACUAUUGAAGUUACUGUGGUUUUUGUUGUUUUUUUAUUCGUUCUUAUAAAUAAAUCAAACACAGUUUACUCAAAUGGGAAGCAACUACACUUUAGUUUCACUUGUUGUUUCAGAUCGUCGAGACACAUCAUGUUAUGCUGCCGCAAAGGAUUGAGAAGAUAACUUCCAAAGCCGUUGGAAACCUACGGCAGGCGGGUAUGAAAGUUAAGAUAUUGUGAAGCUCUAUAAUUGUUGGUCCCUCUUAACUGGAAAAGGAAAUUUUGUGAAAUUUUAUAAACCAAACGGAACAAGAGAAAAAAAACCAUAAUUAACCGAUAGACAAACAAGUAAAAACUGUUUGUAACCAGGUACAUAUCCACGAUUUCUAAGAGGCUAGAAAAGUGCGGUCUUUAAAGGUAAGGCUAUUCAGAAGGAAAAAGAAAAACAAGUACAAACGCAAAAACAAAGCAAAACAAGCAAAAAAUUUCUUUCGCGAGCAUUAGUCGACUACUUCAGGCUACAUGUAUGCUAAAAUGAAAUCAUAAAGUGACUGCAAGUUAGAGAGGGUUUCUAUGGAGUUUCGAAUACAAUCUGAUUGCCUUAAUUUUGUUUAACUGCACCCACUUACUGGUGUUUAUCUUGCUCUCUGGGUUACAUGCACUCUUUUUUGAGCUAAAGGUGUCACGUUUACUCUUUUCCUUUCACCACUUUGCUAAUACAUCUGCUGGCACAGUUUUCCAGCUACAGUCACAAUCCCUUUCGCUACGCAAGCUACUUUUGUCUUAUGAAGCCUUAGUAUCCUUUGAUGUGCUUAUCAUUUCUGCCUUUGUUUAUUUUUGUUUUUGUUUUCUUCCUCGCAGAUAUUGUUUUCUCCACAGCACACAAAGCCAAAGGGCUUGAAUUCGACACAGUUCGUGUCACAGAUGAUUUUCUACCCGGAACAGACAUUGGUGUGCCAUUACGUAAGUAAAACAUUUUUUUUUUACGAGCGGGUGAGGUCAGGUGUGAAUCCUCCAUCCCGGUGGGGAUUCACACCACAGUCAGCUCUUUUUUUUGCACUCGGAUAGUCUAACAUCCCAACUACAGAAAACACUGCCUUUGUUUCUAGAUUUUCACUCACACAUGUUUAUUUACCCAUCCUUUCCGCCAAAAAUCCGCAGCCAGGAGCAUUGUCACUACUACUUUCGCCUACUAUUGUCCAGCAAUAUAUCAAUAACCUUUGACUCUGUGCCGGCGUCCUUUGAUGCUUCUGAGUAGCGGAAGACACUGUGACACUCAAAUGCUCAAGGGCAGCGCAAAAUAAUCUCGGGCAUGAAUUGGACUCAAAAACUGCGACCCAGAAUCUAGUUUGUUAAUCAGUUCUCUCCUCUAGCUGCUACAUAUUUCCUUGUAAAUUAGUUACGAGAAUUUGGUGUUAGAUCAAGAUUGCAACUUCUACCUGAUUAGUCUGAGUAUUCUCGUUACUUUUUUACUGGAUAAUGUAUGGUUAUUAUGGGGAGAAGUUACAUGUUAAUCACUUCUGUGAGUUAAAGGGUUAAACACAAGACAACCAGAAUUCCCUUUUGAUUCAAGUAUCCUGUGUAAUAUGUUUAGAUGACCAUGGUGAAGAUGAAAGAAACCUGGUGUAUGUCGCCGUCAGUCGAGCAAAGAAGUGCCUCCAACUCAAUAGUACGAUUCUCAACAUUCUUGGGUACAGAAAGGUAAGCCACUCGGUGUAACAUGAACUGAAGCUUGCCCUGUAUUGUUGUAUGUACCUCGUUUUUUAGUUCUGCUCUUUGACUUCUCUUGUUCAGCAUCAGUUACGAGUACAUGUUUUUGAACCUUCUGAUUAGUUUAUGUUUUUGUCACUUUUAGGAACAUUUCGUGGAGUUGGUAUCACCGAAGGAGUUGUCUCAGGUAUCAGUCGUUCUGACAAAGGGCUAACACUCGAAACAUCAACUUAAAAUUCUCUCUGGUGGGCAAUUUACAUUAUCAACUUAGUUGGUAAAACCGAAUUAUCUUUUUCAUUUGCAGCCGGCCUUCUGUGUAAACUGUAAGAAAGAUGUCGAGUUUUCUCCGCGGCCUCACGUUGUGAUUCAGAAAGAAAAUGUUGUACUGGUAAGCUGAAAACUUCGCAAGUGGGUUUUGUUUUGAUGAUAGAUUUUCCAAUUGUGCGUGAUAUAGUACGUAAUUCUUAAAUAUGUGCUCGUGUCCAAGAGAAAAGUGCGUUGGUCAGCACAUCAUAGACAUGUGUGUACACACGUGCGUGCAGUGCGCUUUUGGUGUGAAUGUGAGUGAGUAUUGUGCAGGUUUGUUCGUUUGCUACGUGAAGGAUAGUAUUGACAACCUUAUCUUAUUUUUGUCAACUGUCUGGGAUAUUUAGCUUUUUCUUGUUGUAGUUGUUGUUUCAUUGUGUUUGCUUUUGUUGUUGUUUGUUUUUUUCUGUACUAGAACCGUAAUGAUUGGCACCCUGUAGUUAUCUGAGCAACUGCUCACCUACUCUGCCCUAAAACCAAACAUUAACCAUGACUUGUUCUCAGUUAACUGUUCUUGGGGGAGGGGUAUAGGUGUCAGUUGAUCUGAUACUUACAUUAAUCCGACGUUUUCGUAGACAAACUUUUCCUUGCUUAGUCUUCCUUGUCUCUUCAGUCUUCCUUAUAAAUUUACGUGUCCAGACAGAGGGUGACGGGGAAGGAAUGCAUAGAAUACAGAAGAAUUGCAGCGAAGGAGAUUAGUGUACUUGCCGAGGCAGCAAAACCUCCGAGCUAGGGUAAUUGAGGCUAUAAAACCGUUUUCGUCUUAACUCUGCUGAGGUUUUCUUUUUUUCUCUAGGGUGGAAACGUGACCAUGGCUGGAGGCGUUCUUUGUCCUACGUGUGCUGCUGAUACAAUACCACAUUUAGGAUGUCUAGUUUCUGUAAACAAAGAAAGUUGAGUGCUUCAUUUCCAAGGGCAGAAUGUUAAUUGGAAUGAUGUAUGAAAGAGCAUAUAGAAUUAGAUGUAUCAAAUGUUGUACUUAUUUUAAGAUAGUUAUAAUGAUAUUAAUGCAUAUGAUAAUAACGGUAAUAAUAAGCAAUUAGUGGUGAGUUUAAGCAUGAUAUCAUAAGUUAUCAAAAACCGACGCUAAGGCUGAUAACACAGAUGCGAGGUUUGAUAAUUCAUGAUAUCGAGCGAAAAUUAAUUAAAAAUAAUUGUUUUAUUACACAUUUUGUCAACAAUCUGCUAAAGAAGACACUUUCCCUGAGUUUGAAAAAGUUUGGAAACACUACACGAACGAGAGACUUGUAAAAUAAGGGAGACUUUGAACUCGACAUGAUAAAUGCCUUAUCCUCUGCAGAUAUUGCAUUUAUCAUGUCAUCUUCACACGCUAUUGUAAUUCAGAUUUUCAUAGUAACUCUAAUGUAUGGUAAUACCAUUACUUUUUCUUUCUGUUUUAUUUAAUCAUGUCAUCUCCACGCGCUAUUUAUCUUAAUGGAAUGCUCGUGCAAAUUCAUAUUUUUCAUAGUAAGUCUAUUAUAUAGUAAUAAAUAUCAUUUUUCCUAUUCAGAUUUUUCAUAGUAACUCUAAUGCAUGAUAAAUAAUGGUAAUUGAACUGAGUGAAGUGCAAUUUGGGCUGAAAUCAUACGCGUGAUUUCAAAAUCGAACAAGCGCGCAGCGUGAGUUCGAUUUGAAAUCAUAAGUAUGAUUUCAGACCAAAAUUGCUCAACACGAGGUUCAAUUACCACUUUAUUACACCCAUUUUGAAAUCGCUCAAAUACAGGACUUGGUCAGUUCAAUUUUUUUUUUAAUUGAUGCAGUACUUAGCCGGUUUGAGAUUAAAUUCAUCCAUUUUUUGAGGGGAAAAAAUGAGAGUUUUAGAAACAAAAGUUGCAAAAUUUGCCACAUGAUACUCUUUGUCUUUCACGCCUUGAAAUCUGAUUGGUUGUUUUGUUCUCAGUAUAGCCUCCUCAUUGACUGGGAAAAAGAUGAGAUUUAAAGCAAAAAAAGUGGUGCGAUUUAGAGCUAAUCAGAUUACAGGGACCACCAGUGAUUUCAAAAUGGGUGUAACUUUUUUUUUGUUUUUUUAAUUGCUUGGUUUUGGGAAGAGCUGGUGGCCGCGAAGUUGACAUCCGUUCAAAACGGUAGAAUUGAUUUAUCAGUAUACAUUCUCGAACAAGCUUUACGUUGCCUUACAUCGUUGUUAAAAGGAAAGUACGGUUUGGAAAAGUUUACCUAAUUCAGAAGUUCCUCAAUUGCGUUGACUUACUGGCCAUCCAUUUGAGCUAAAAACAUUUUUGUUACGAUUAAUCCCGUUCCAAAACUCGAACCACUGAGCCACAGACUCUACGGUGGGUGAGGUCCACUACGAAGUUCAUAUGACACGCGUCCCGCGCACAGCUGGGAUCAGUUAUGUCGGUAGCGUCAUGCCCUGUAAAUAGAAUAAGAGAGAUUGUAUGUUUUGAGCUCGGUAAGUAAAUAGAGAAAGAUGCCUGCAUAUCAUCGGAUCUGUAUAGAGAUUGAUGCAGGUGCAAUCAUAGCAUUAGUAUAAUUAUUGGCAAAGCCUAGCAAUAUGGUGGAUUGGUUACCUUUCUUAGAUUAUGUCCAGGCAUAAGUAAGGUAAUUACCAUGAUUGAUGCUGAGAAAUUGGGGGAACCAGUCUGUGCACCAAUUUCCUGACACUCUCUGUUGAGCUAUUGAGUUGUAGAGCAGCAAGUUUUGGGG
Pocillopora meandrina is the source of this 15460-nucleotide messenger RNA. The record is from the annotation of a GenBank genome assembly. NCBI's taxonomy places the organism in Eukaryota, Metazoa, Cnidaria, Anthozoa, Scleractinia, Pocilloporidae.